Molecule: messenger RNA, 1324 nt
Organism: Morone saxatilis (striped sea-bass)
Lineage: Eukaryota; Metazoa; Chordata; Actinopteri; Moronidae
Gene: b3gat2
Product: beta-1,3-glucuronyltransferase 2 (glucuronosyltransferase S)
Biological process (GO): carbohydrate metabolic process; chondroitin sulfate proteoglycan biosynthetic process
Cellular component (GO): Golgi membrane
Molecular function (GO): galactosylgalactosylxylosylprotein 3-beta-glucuronosyltransferase activity
Source: RefSeq, a predicted model, not a curated record
CCCUCCUGCCUUAUUAUCCUCAGACUCAGAGCAGCGCUCCGUCCUCGCCAAGUGAUGCUCCUCGGCGGCGCACAUCGGUGGGUAGUCGCCGCCCGCUGCAGGGAACCGCGCUCCGGCUUGUUUUUCUCAUGUGGAACCGCGCACUGAAGGACGGCGGAACAUGGGAAUUUAACUGGGCUUUUGAGAGAGAGUGAGUCGGAGGAGAGCAGGAAGACGAAGAAGCACCAAGUCCCAUCCGAGAGAGGUGGAGGAGGAGGAGGAAGGGAUGCGUAGUACUCGAGGUGUCUCCGUUUGGCCUGUGGGGUUCGUAGGAGGGAGAGCGUAUGAGCGGCCCCUGGUGUCCGGGGGUAAAGUUGUGGGCUGGUACACCGGCUGGAGACCGGACCGACCCUUCGCCACCGAUAUGGCAGGUUUUGCGGUGAACCUCCAGGUGAUCCUGGCGAACCCGCGGGCGCAGUUCAAGCGGCGCGGCUCCCAGCCGGGGAUGCAGGAAUCUGACUUCCUCAAGCAGAUCACCAAGGUCACCGAGCUGGAGCCCAAGGCCAACAACUGCACCCGGGUGCUGGUUUGGCACACUCGCACAGAGAAACCGCAUCUUGCAAAUGAGCCCAAACAUCGGAAGGACACUGUGGUCAUCGAGGUGUGAGGGGAUGAGCUGAGCAGCGGAUCCAGAAGCUGACUGUGGCUGGCCAUCAUCUCUUGGCUGGGACUAACGAUAGCACUCUCUCCUUAUCGGGCAAAUACAAUCUGUUCACGAAGGACACAGACUCUGAGGAGCUGCAUGAUUCAAGACAUCUGGCUGUCUGUCAAACUCUGAGAACUGGACAGCACCAAAAAAUGUUCGUUUUACAAAGUGGGACGACUCAUUUCCAACAUCCAUGGCUUGCUGAUGUAAAAAAAAACUAAAGUGUAAAUGUAAAAAAAUAUCGUGUUGCUGAAUUGAAAAGUGCCAUGUAAAUCAUUAAUGUCAUUUUUAAUCAUUAAUACAUCGUCAGAGUAACUGUGGUGCAGAUUACAGUGCUAUUGUGAUGCUGUUUCCUGUGUGUGCAUUAAGAACAAAGCUGGAAUCAGGAUGCUGUUUGCCACGGUUCAGAAUUAACAUUAAAAGCCAAAAUGCAGGUAAAUUUUGAGUUUGGCUGAAAAAAAAAUUGGGGUUAUCGGCGAGAUGUCCGGUAAAUGAUUUAGGGACAGAUUUACAUCACUUUAUGUUUUUUAUACGUAGCGGCUGGGACUUAUAUGACCCUCACUGUCCACCGUAUCAAAUCAAAGCAGCUCACAAUGCUCUAGCGCAGUGGUUCCCAACCUUUUUUCCUUAAGGAACCCC